Messenger RNA from Thermothelomyces thermophilus ATCC 42464, 1252 nucleotides. RefSeq lists its product as uncharacterized. Gene Ontology annotation, molecular function: RNA polymerase II transcription regulatory region sequence-specific DNA binding; zinc ion binding. Lineage: Eukaryota; Fungi; Ascomycota; Sordariomycetes; Sordariales; Chaetomiaceae. The coding region runs from base 147 to 1076 and encodes 309 amino acids. The record is from RefSeq and is a predicted model, not a curated record. Gene Ontology annotation, biological process: regulation of mRNA 3'-end processing; transcription elongation by RNA polymerase II; transcription elongation by RNA polymerase I. Gene Ontology annotation, cellular component: nucleus. The transcript has 3 exons.
CGUCUCGAGCUUUUUCAUCUUUUUCAUUUACACUUUAGAUAUUACCCCAAAUCGCUUCAGCUCCCGAGCUUUGCCGUUCGCCUGUGAGCGCCGGCCGAUAACCCAAAGCGGAAACGGUUUAUCGAAUUGCCAGAGGCGAUCGCAAGAUGGACGACCAGAGUCUGACCAAGCGGAUAAAGUCCUUGAACAAGGCGAUCGCUUCUGACCCUCCGUCCGUCGUUGUCGGGUUGCUCGAGGAGCUGAAGAGUGUCCCAGCGCCGACCGAGGAGCAGCUUCGUUCGACAAAGGCCGGCGUCUUGGUAGGCAGGCUGCGGCACAACCCGAACAAGGACAUUGCGCGACUGGCGAGCGAGAUCGUUUCGAAAUGGCGGAAAAGCGUGGACGCGGCCAAGGAGGCCAAGAAGCGCAAGCUGGAGCAGAGCAAGCUGGAGCAGAGCAAGCUGGAGCAGAGCAAGUCGCCAACCUCCAAGUCGCCAACCUCGAAGGACUCGCCGGCGCCGGCGCCGUCGCCCUCGUACAGCACGCCGUACGAGGGCGACCCCGAGAAGCGGCACUUCAAGACGGACAACGUGGACAUCUCGCGGACGGGCAACAAGGCGCGCGACGGUAGCAUCGGAGUGCUCUACAACGGCCUGGCGUACCGCAGGACCGAGUCGAUCGAGGAGGUGCUGCAGCACGCCAUGGCGAUCGAGGCGGCCGCCUUCGCCGUCUACAAGGACACGCCCGAGUACCGCAACAAGAUCCGCGGCCUCAUGACGAGCCUCAAGCGCAAGGACAACGCCGAGCUGGGCCGCCGCGUGCUCGACGGCGAGAUCCCCCCCGACAAGUUCGUCGUCAUGACGGACGAGGAGCUCGCCUCGGACGCCCAGCGCGAGCGCGACCGCGCCCUCGAGCGCGAGAACAUGCUCAAGGCCCAGGUCCCCAUGGCCCAAAAGUCCAUCAGCGUCGACCUCCAGUGCGGCAAGUGCGGGAAGAAGAAGGUGUCGUACAGCCAGGCCCAAACCCGCUCUGCUGAUGAACCCAUGACGACAUUUUGCGAGUGCACCGUCUGCGGGCACCGCUGGAAGUUUUCGUAAACCGAUUGCUUGCUGGGCCUGGCUCUUCUUCAUUCAUGCCUUCCCUUACACAUGUCUUUCUCGUUUACUUAUUUCUCUCCUCCAUUUUUCUCAGCUGCCCCGAUGAUUGAUUGGGGCCCGAUCCAUGGCUGGCUCCGGCUGAUCUUGGAGGUCAAAGGAGGGAGUGUUUCUAGUUU